CCUGCUUAGACGUCCAGUAAAACCAUAGAAUUUCAACCAUAACGUGAAAUUUUACAGGAAGUUUUCCAUAGGCUAUAUUAAAUAAUACAGUCGAUUUGGCCUUUUCAUGUAGUUUCUUUUUUGCAUACAUGUCAGUUUUGUUUCAAAGGGUUGGAGAAAUUAUUCAGGCACUUUUAAUUCUGGGAACUAUGCUAGCGUAGCUAUCGGCGUCUACUGAUUCACUGCCAUUAUUUCAUGGGCAGUCUGUGUUGUUGGACAAGCUAUGAGCGGGGCCAGUUGUAAAGCCAACGGUGCCGUAUACCCGGCCUCAACAGUCGUGAUGAACUCGGUGAAGAAACCGAAGAUGGAACAGCUUCAGGCCGACCAUGAGCUGUUCCUACAGGCCUUUGAGAAGCCAACUCAAAUAUAUAGAUUUCUCCGCACAAGGAACCUGAUUGCACCCAUAUUUUUGCACAGGACACUGACCUUCAUGUCUCACAGAAACACUCGAACAAAUGCCAAAAGGAAAACUUUCAAAGUGGAUGACAUGCUGCAGAGGGUUGAGAAGAUGAAGGGAGAACAGGAAUCUCACAGCUUGUCAUCACAUCUUCAGCUUACUUUCACUGGAUUCUUCCACAAGGAUGAAAAGCCAUCUCAGAAUUCAGAAAAUGAACAAAGCUCAGUGUCUCUAGAGGUGCUACUUGUGAAAGUCUGCCAUAAAAAACGAAAGGAUGUGAGCUGCCCGAUCAAGCAAGUGCCUACAGGUAAAAAGCAGGUGCCUUUGAACCCUGACUGCAACCAAACCAAGCUAGGAGCCUACCCCUCGCUCCUGGUCUCCAGCAACGAGUUUGAACCCAGCAACAGCCACAUGGUCAAGUCCUACUCGCUCCUGUUCAGGGUGUCCCGCACAGGGAGAAGGGACGUCAACGGCCUGGUCAACGGGGAGGCCAACGAGAACAUAGAUGUGUCAGAGCCUCCCAGCAGGAAGAAGAGAAGCUCCUCCCACAGAGAAGAGGGGGAAACCACAGAGACGUUUGUUGCACAGAUGACUGUCUUUGACAAGAACCGGAGACUACAGCUGCUGGAUGGGGAGUACGAGGUGUCGAUGCAAGGGAUGGAGGACUGCCCCCCCAGCAAGAAAAGAGCCACAUGGGAAACCAUUCUGGAUGGCAAGAGGCUGCCUCCGUUUGAGACCUUCUCUCAGGGACCCACUCUGCAGUUCACCCUGCGCUGGACGGGGGACGCCAGCGACAAGUCCACCGCCCCCGUGGCCAAGCCCCUGUCCACCCGCAACUCGGACAGCUCCAGCCCCAUGGAGAGCAGGACCAGCACGCUCAAAACUGCUCCACUGGCUGUGAAGGAGUCCGUCGGCACGGACGUGCAGCUGAGGCGGGAGCAGAUCCUGUGUGAGCCGCGUCAGAAGCUGAGGAUCUUCUACCAGUUCCUGUACAACAACAACACGCGGCAGCAGACGGAGGCCAGGGACGACCUCCACUGCCCCUGGUGCACCCUGAACUGCAGGAAGCUCUACAGCCUGCUGAAGCACCUCAAGCUCUCCCACAGCCGCUUCAUCUUCAACUAUGUGCCUCACCCCAAGGGAGCGCGGAUCGACGUGUCCAUCAACGAGAGCUACGACGGCUCGUACGUGGGGAACCCUCAGGACAUCCACAGCCAGCCCGGCUUCGCCUUCAGCCGCAACGGCCCCGUCAAGAGGACCGCCGUCACACACGUGCUGGUUUGCAGGCCCAAGAGGACCAAGCCCAGCCUGUCUGAGUUCUUGGAGUCGGAGGACGGCGACCUGGAGCAGCAGAGGACCUACGUGAGCGGACACAACCGCCUGUACUUCCACAGCGACAGCUGCAUGCCCCUGCGGCCCCAGGAGAUGGAGGUGGACAGCGAGGACGAGAGGGACCCCGAGUGGCUGAGGGAGAAGACCGCCACGCAACUCGAAGAGUUCACCGACGUGAACGAGGGCGAGAAGGAGGUGAUGAAGCUGUGGAACAUGCACGUGAUGAAGCACGGGUACGUUCACUUCAUCGCCGACAACCAGAUGAACCAGGCCAGCAUGCUGUUCGUGGAGAAGUGCGGCGCCUACAUCGCCCGCAGGAACCUCUGUCGCAACUUCCUGCUCCACCUGGUCAGCAUGCACGACUUCAACCUGGUAAGCGUGGCCACGAUCGACCGCGCCAUGGCCCGCCUCCGGCAGAUCCAGGAAGAGCUGCCCGACGCCGGGGAGGAAGACCAGGCUCUCAUUGGUGGAGCCUGCAACGGGGCCCUCGCCAUGGUUACCGGCGGAGGCAAACACGGCAAGAGGACGAAAAGCUCCGUGACGGACUGAUCUUUAUUAUUCUUUUUUCUUCUUCUUCGUAUUCCUUACAUUUUGCACACUUUGGUGCUCAGUUAGAUGAAGGAAGUUGUCAAUUGAUAACUUUGACAAAGUAAAUCGACAAACACACGCAUUCAAACAGGUUUUUUUUUCUGCAGGACUAACGAGAACACGACCAAAUAUGGACAAGUGGGCACACACAUACAGCCGGCAGGCAUUGUGAGACUCAAAAUAAUGUUGAGGGACACCAACUCAUUAUGCAUUUUGUGAGCCAAUCAUUGCCAAAUUUGGGCAAACUGGCGAUCACGUUCAAGGUUUUAAUCAUGGGGCGGCUGCCUUCCUUAUCACACGUGUGACUGUAACAGUGUCGUAAGCAAUUACUGCAUAUUGGUAACAUUGCCACUUGUGAUUAUUUGUACACAUAACCCGGUGGCCCGUGUUUUGUUUUCUUCUUCCUCCUAGCUGAUUCUUUUAGCACUUGGUAUACAUGUAUUUAGUGAAUUGUUAACAACUCGAAUCACAGUUUGUUGAAUCUGGUCUGCAUCAUUUGUCAGAUGCACCUUGUCUCCAAAAUCCUCUGAAAAGUCCCUUAUUUCCCCAUUUGGAUUAACCAUUUCAUUGAACUCUUGCCAUGUAUGCGUGGUAUUCAUGUUGGUCAUGUCCUUUAGUAUGGUUGGAUAACCGAGGCCGUAGAUGGUGUUUCAGUAGGAUCCCACACUGAUCUAUCCGUCUGUCUGGAGGUGAAGACGACCGUGUCAGUCAACCACACGCUGCCAGCAUGUCACUCCUGUGUGGACGACAUCACCUUCAAACAAGACCAACCUGUCGGUUUUCCCCUAGGGGCGUUCAGUGUCACGGUACGUAGGUUUGGGAGUGCUCAAAAUACGAAAGGCUUUGGAUUUCCUCCACUCGUUCAUGAACUGAGGUUAGAAAUGUGAUAAGUGUUGUUCUAUCCUUAAUGGGAACACUUUGUAUGCAUUGUAAUAAUGUCAAUAUUUAGCUAUAUCCCAUUGUGAAUCUGAUAAUCACUGGUUACAAUUUUUUCUCGUUUGUUUCUUUCUCAAAGCAAUAUGCUGUAUGUUGGGUGGUUAUAAGAUCCUAUUUUCAAGCCUAUUCGGUGCAGUUUAUGCCAAAGGGGGGAAGUGUGUUUUUUCAUCAAAGUCUCUUAGUUCUGCAUUUUUGUUUAGCCAUUUAUUUCCUUCGGUUUAUGUCAGAAUUGAAAUGGCAAGCGCUCAAACGCCUUAGUGAUAUUGUAUGUUCCAUUGUGUGUGCACAGACUGAACAGAAGUAUACUGUUUUUCCUGGGGAAUAUAUAAUGUCUUCAGACCUCACAACCCGAUGGAUAAUUCUGGUGUUGUCCCGUAUAUUGUUAUGCAGGCUUUGGUCUUUAGGAAUGGAGAGAAGUGAUCAAUUCAACACUGUUGUCAAAACAAACCACCCUGUUGUGAGCUAUCUUAUAAACUUUGGAUAUGGGGAAUUUUUAUAUUUAAAAUAAAGUACAUUUGACCAUA
Messenger RNA from Hypomesus transpacificus, 3816 nucleotides. It is a transcript of the gene suz12b, whose product is annotated as SUZ12 polycomb repressive complex 2 subunit b. The record is from RefSeq and is a predicted model, not a curated record. Gene Ontology annotation, cellular component: nucleus; ESC/E(Z) complex. NCBI's taxonomy places the organism in Eukaryota, Metazoa, Chordata, Actinopteri, Osmeriformes, Osmeridae. Gene Ontology annotation, molecular function: chromatin DNA binding. Bases 263 to 2317 code for a protein of 684 amino acids. The transcript is spliced from 17 exons.